Molecule: messenger RNA, 621 nt
Organism: Mercurialis annua (annual mercury)
Lineage: Eukaryota; Viridiplantae; Streptophyta; Magnoliopsida; Malpighiales; Euphorbiaceae
Product: histone H2B-like
Exons: 1
Coding region: 65-499 (144 amino acids)
Biological process (GO): nucleosome assembly
Cellular component (GO): nucleosome
Molecular function (GO): DNA binding; structural constituent of chromatin; protein heterodimerization activity
Source: RefSeq, a predicted model, not a curated record
GAAAUAAAAACCCUACAUUCCUCAAAUUUCAUUUAUUUCCCCAGUCAAUUAAAUUCCCCUCAUAAUGGCACCCAAGGCAGAGAAGAAGCCAGCGGAGAAAAAACCGGCGGCGGAGAAAGCACCGGCAGCGUCCGCAGCGGCGGAGAAGAGGCCGAAAGCGGAGAAAAAGAUCGGAGGCAGCGGCGCCGGCGUGGAGAAGAAGAAGAAGAAGGCGAAGAAGAGCGUGGAGACGUACAAGAUCUAUAUAUUCAAGGUGCUGAAGCAGGUGCACCCUGAUAUCGGGGUGUCGAGCAAGGCGAUGGGGAUUAUGAACAGUUUUAUCAAUGAUAUAUUCGAGAAGCUUGCGCAAGAAGCUGCGAGAUUGGCCAGGUAUAAUAAGAAGCCCACGAUUACAUCGAGGGAAAUUCAGACGGCGGUGAGAUUGGUUUUGCCCGGGGAACUGGCGAAGCAUGCGGUUUCUGAAGGGACUAAAGCUGUGACUAAAUUUACUAGCUCUUAGAUUUUGUUGUGUUGGUGAUUUGGAUUAGGGUUUUUUUUUAAUUGUUUUGUAAUUUGUUGGAAUAUAUUUUAAUGGGAUUGCUUGUUUCUUUUAAUUGGAUUCAAUAAAAUGGAAUUGGUAAA